Molecule: messenger RNA, 1592 nt
Organism: Trifolium pratense (red clover)
Lineage: Eukaryota; Viridiplantae; Streptophyta; Magnoliopsida; Fabales; Fabaceae
Product: MADS-box protein SOC1-like
Exons: 8
Coding region: 731-1405 (224 amino acids)
Biological process (GO): positive regulation of transcription by RNA polymerase II
Cellular component (GO): nucleus
Molecular function (GO): DNA-binding transcription factor activity, RNA polymerase II-specific; RNA polymerase II cis-regulatory region sequence-specific DNA binding; protein dimerization activity
Source: RefSeq, a predicted model, not a curated record
GGAUCAGGUUUUGAUUAAUAAGGAAAGGUAGGUUUGUGUCUUAGCUAAAAUAGCUCAAAUCCAAAUCCAACCCUUUACCUUUGAACUUACCUCAAUUAUGCAUCACUACUUUUUCUGUUUCUCUCAACUAUAUACUCUCUUUUUGGGGUGCUAAAUUUCUUCUUUCUUUUGAUUCCUUAGCCAUCCAACAUUUUUGUCCUUUUUCUUUUUCCCUUUCUAGUCACAACCCUUUAUUCCUAUUCCUUCCUUUGAUCAAAAUAUUUUCUUUGAUUUUGUCUAUUUGGUGCAAAUCUAUUUCCUUUUGAAGUUGCUUUUCUUGCUGGUAAGUUAUAAUUAUAUCAUUAAUCAGAAAAUCCCUUCCUUGAUAUGAGAUUUAAAUCUUUGUAGAUGUUAAUUUAGACCCUUUUUCUAGGAAUUUUUUUUGGGAUACAUCUAGGAAGCUAUAUAUUUUACACCAUUUAAUUUACUCAUCAAAAUACUUUGACAAGUCUCUCUCUUUUAAUUAACGUCCCAUUUCUUUGUUUCUUUCAUCUUCAUAUAUUUUAAUCACCCUUAAGAAUUUUUAUUCUUUUAGUUUUAUUGUGUGGUAAGUGAUUCUAAUCUUUUGCAAUAUUUUUUCCAUCUCCUAUAGAUUUUGGAUCUUAAAUUAAAGUCUAAUUAAUAUUUUCACCCCCUUUUUCGAUAGAAGGCUUAUUUUUUUUUGUUCUUAACUCCUACUUGAGAAGAAAAGAUGGUGAGAGGAAAAACUCAAAUGAAACGUAUAGAAAAUCCAACAAGUAGACAAGUAACAUUUUCAAAGAGGAGAAAUGGUUUGUUGAAGAAAGCUUUUGAAUUGUCAGUGUUGUGUGAUGCUGAAGUUGCUCUUAUUGUUUUCUCACCAAGAGGAAGGCUUUAUGAAUUUGCUAGCUCAAGCACUCCAGAAACAAUUGAAAGAUACCGCAACCAUAACAGGAUAAAUAAUAUACCAAUGACAUCUGAAUCAGUUGAGAAUACUCAGCAUUUGAGGCAAGAAGCAGAAAACAUGAUGAAGAAGAUUGACCUUCUUGAGACUUCAAAACGGAAAUUCUUAGGAGAAGGUCUGGGGUCUUGUUCCAUUGAGGAACUACAAAAGAUAGAACAACAGUUGGAGAAAAGUAUAACCAAAAUCCGAGCAAAAAAGACUCAGGUUUACCGGGAACAAAUUCAGCAUCUAAAAGAAAAGGAAAAAGCCCUUAUUGCUGAAAAUGUCAAGCUCUCUGAGAAGUAUGGUAACUAUUCAUCACAGGCAGCAAAAAAGCCUCAGAGAGAAAGUGUACAAGAGGCUGAACCCUAUGUAGAUCAAAGUAGUCCAAGUUCAGAUGUGGAAACUGAAUUGUUCAUUGGACUUCCAGAAACAAGAACAAGGCGUAUUCCUCCAAAGAUCUAGCUAGCUAGUUGAGUUGAGGAGUAAUAUUAAUCAAUCUCUCUGACUAUGCAAAAGCAAAUAAUUAAGAGCAAGGCAAAAUGCCAUAUAAAUGUUGUUGUGAAUUCAGAUUGAAUCACACCAAUAACUUGAUGUGUGUGGAGCAAAUGGAUUAAAGCAAUCAAACAAGCGAGAAUGACAAUAAUAACAA